Mesorhabditis spiculigera is the source of this 2616-nucleotide messenger RNA. The record is from the annotation of a GenBank genome assembly. NCBI's taxonomy places the organism in Eukaryota, Metazoa, Nematoda, Chromadorea, Rhabditida, Rhabditidae.
AUGAGCCGUCGCCUGCUACCGUACCUCGCCGGACUUGUGAUCACCACUUUUGCCGCUACGCCGACGCACGACACAAGUUGUCGGUCGGAUGUGAUCAACGACUUCCGAUGGACGGCCGUCAACAACAUCAACAUGUACCGUCAGUUGUUGGCGAAUGGAACGGCGCCCAACAAAUGCGGGACACUGCCCGGAGCCAAGAAUAUGUACAAGAUUUGGUACGAUUGCUCGCUCGAGGACAUCGCUUACCAGUUCACAUCGACCUGCGGAAAUGGAGGAGCUUGGCCAUCAAAUGCGAUCGCUAUCUCGGGUGCCACCACCUCCCUAAUGACCUCCGCGCAAGCCGUCUCGCAGCUGGUGUCGCUCAUGAGCGGCCAUCUGAAGCAGGCGACGACCACUGGAGUCGGUGCUGAUGUGAAGAUUGCGUCUGGUAUCACGGAUUGGAGCAAUUACGCAACCGGCGCCCGAACCCGUGUUGGCUGCUCCUAUAAGAUGGACUGUCCCGCAGCGUUAGGUCUACCGUAUGGUUACUACAUCGCAUGCGUGUUUGACACCAGCGCAGCUUCAACGGGUGAUGCGGCCUACCAAAUUGGCGACAAAUGCGCGGCUGAUUCGGACUGUACCUUGAAUGCCGGAAGCACUUGCGAGACCGCGACUGGGCUGUGCCAGUUCAGAUAUACCGACUCCGGUGCCAACACCCAGUGCCCUGGUACCCCAGCCAGCCUGACAGAUGCCCAGCGCACACUCGUACUCCAGUGGCACAAUCAGUUGAGAUCGAGCCUCGCAAAGGGUAACGAGCCCGAUGGAGCCGGAGGAAAUGCCCCACCCGCUAAGAGAAUGACCAAGAUGACAUACAGCUGCGUGGCGGAGAAGACGGCACACGAAUGGGGAGCGCAGUGCAACUAUGCUCAUUCGACGAAUAGGAACAACACCGGGGAAAAUCUAUAUAUGACAAGUGAUAACGCUCAGGAUCCGGCUGCUGCUCUUACUGCGGCCUCUCAACUCUGGUGGAAGGAACUGGUGCAGUACGGAGUCGGUCCUGACGUCAACCUGACGGAUGCAGUAUGGGCUAAAGGUGUCGGACAUUAUACGCAGAUGGCCUGGCAAGAAACGACCCAAGUUGGAUGCGGAUGGAUUCAUUGCCCUACGUUCACCUACGUCGUUUGCCAGUACAAACCUGCCGGUAACUACAUGUACCAACUGAUCUACGAGCCCGGACCGGCCUGCCAAACGGAUGCGGAUUGCGGAAAAGGACUACUCGUGCAGGAGGGUCGCCUGGCUGCAGGUGUUCAAUCACGAGAACUCGGGCCAACCGAGCCAGAGGACCUCAAGAUGAGCAGCUUACUGCUACCGUACCUCAGCGCUUUUGUGCUGUCAGCCGCCGCCACCCUGAGCAAUGAAAUGAACUGUCGAGCACAGGUGACGGACCAGUUCCGCUACACCGCUCUGAACAACAUCAACAUGUACCGUCAGUUGUUGGCAAACGGAACAGCGCCCAACAAGUGUGGAACCCUGCCGGCUGCCAAGAAUAUGUACAAGAUUUGGUACGACUGCUCGCUUGAGGACAUCGCCUACCAGUUCACCUCCACCUGUGGAAAUGGCGGAGCCUGGCCCUCGAAUGCUGUUGCUAUCUCCGGAAUGUCAUCGGGUCCAAUACCUGCCUCAUCAGCUCCAGGAUCUCUCCUCACUCUGAUGACCGGCCACAUCAAAUUGGCACAGACCAACGGACUUGCAGCUGAUGUUAAAGUUACCGCUGCUGUUGCGAACUGGGCUCAUUACGCAACCGGAAGCCGCACCCGUGUUGGUUGCUCCUACAGGAUGGACUGUAACACCACCAACCCUACAUACCCCUAUGGAUACUACAUGGCUUGUGUGUUUGAUGCAAGUGCCGCAGCCACCGGAGAUGCAGCUUACCAGGUCGGUGCCAAGUGCGUCAUCGACUCGGAUUGUACCUCCUUCGUCGGAAGUACUUGUGAUGCGGCCACUGGACUAUGCCAAUACAAGUAUACUGACUCCGGUGCCAAUACCCAGUGUCCCGGGACCCCGGCCAGCCUGACCGAUGCUCAGCGAAACCUCGUCCUCCAAUGGCACAAUCAGCUGAGAUCGAGCUUGGCCAAGGGCAACGAACCCGAUGGAGCUGGAGGAAAUGCCCCACCCGCGAAGAGGAUGACCAAGAUGACAUACAGUUGUGUCGCCGAAAAGACAGCCCACGAGUGGGGAGCGCAAUGCAACUAUGCUCAUUCGACAAACAGGAACAAUACUGGAGAGAACUUGUAUAUGAGCAGUGAUAACGCUCAGGAUCCGGCUGCUGCUCUUACUGCGGCCUCGCAGCUCUGGUGGAAAGAACUGGUACAGUACGGAGUUGGACCCGAAGUCAAUCUGACAGACGCCGUCUGGGCAAGAGGCGUUGGACACUAUACGCAGAUGGCUUGGCAAGAAACCACUCAAGUGGGUUGCGGAUGGAUUCAUUGCCCUACGUUCACCUACGUCGUCUGUCAGUACAAACCUGCCGGUAACUACAUGUACCAACUGAUCUACGAACCCGGACCGGCCUGCCAGACAAAUGCGGAUUGCGGAAGCGGCAGGACCUGUAUUGUCGCGGAGGGCUUAUGCCAAGUC